Messenger RNA from Nannospalax galili (Upper Galilee mountains blind mole rat), 2284 nucleotides. RefSeq names its product homeobox C8 (gene Hoxc8). Gene Ontology annotation, biological process: regulation of transcription by RNA polymerase II. Gene Ontology annotation, cellular component: nucleus. The transcript is spliced from 2 exons. The record is from RefSeq and is a predicted model, not a curated record. Bases 372 to 1100 code for a protein of 242 amino acids. Gene Ontology annotation, molecular function: DNA-binding transcription factor activity, RNA polymerase II-specific; RNA polymerase II transcription regulatory region sequence-specific DNA binding. NCBI's taxonomy places the organism in Eukaryota, Metazoa, Chordata, Mammalia, Rodentia, Spalacidae.
CUCUCUCUCUCCUCUCUCUCUCCCUCGCUUGCUCGCUCGCUCGCUCGCUCGCCUGUCUUCAUGUCGUGGAUUGAUGAACGCGAAUCGCGUGUAAGCGCAGCCACCGCCGGGAGUCUGAGGAAUUCGCCUGGGCUGUUAAAGGGAGAGCUAAGUGAGAGCGCUAGCUCUACCUACCGACAGUGAGCAGAGCCGCCGCCGCGCCCGAGCCCGGAGCCGCCACCGAGGCCCCCACCUGCCCAGCCCCCAGCGCAGCAGCCCAGCCGGGAGCCAGCCGGCCUGGGGUUCGGUCCCGGGGGGAGGGGAGAUUCGAGGGUACCGGGCGGGGGAGCCGGGAGCCAAGGGGAGGGGGCCGCGGGUUUCAUGAACCCAGCAUGAGCUCCUACUUCGUCAACCCCCUGUUCUCCAAAUACAAAGGCGGCGAGUCUCUGGAACCGGCCUAUUACGACUGCCGGUUCCCCCAGAGCGUGGGCAGGAGCCAUGCGCUCGUGUACGGGCCCGGCGGCUCGGCGCCGGGCUUCCAGCACGCCUCGCACCACGUCCAAGACUUCUUCCACCACGGCACCUCCGGUAUCUCCAACUCGGGCUACCAGCAGAACCCGUGCUCGCUGAGCUGCCACGGAGACGCCUCCAAAUUCUAUGGCUACGAGGCGCUCCCCAGACAGUCCCUUUAUGGGGCUCAGCAAGAGGCGAGCGUGGUGCAAUAUCCCGACUGUAAAUCCUCCGCCAACACUAACAGUAGCGAAGGACAAGGCCACUUAAAUCAAAACUCGUCUCCCAGCCUCAUGUUUCCAUGGAUGAGACCCCACGCUCCGGGGCGGCGCAGUGGACGGCAAACUUACAGCCGGUAUCAGACCUUGGAACUAGAAAAGGAGUUUCUCUUUAAUCCUUAUUUGACAAGAAAGCGCCGGAUUGAAGUCUCUCACGCCCUGGGACUGACCGAGAGACAAGUGAAGAUCUGGUUCCAGAACCGAAGGAUGAAGUGGAAAAAAGAAAACAACAAGGAUAAACUGCCUGGAGCACGAGAUGAGGAGAAGGUGGAGGAGGAAGGGAAUGAGGAAGAGGAGAAGGAAGAAGAGGAAAAGGAGGAAAACAAGGACUGAGCCAAAAGAGAAAAAGCCCCCCUUUUAGCAACUCCCUUGAAGUUUUGUUUUAUGGUAGCAGAUAAAUUGAGAAGUUUACGACUGUCAUUUGCUUUUAUAGAGAAUAGAAUGACACAACUCUAACUACCUGUCAGAUACUUGCAGCUCUGCUUUUAUUACCUUUGCACUUCCCUCUGUCUUUAUUUGUUUGGGGGCUGGAGGGGGGAGACAGACAGCGAAAAGUUCCAACACUGUUCCACUCCCUGCCCAACACACACCCACUUAUUCCUAUUCCCACCUCCUGAGUCCUUCCUGGAUUUUAAAGUCUGACCCCCCCCAUUUCUCUCCAUACUCCCACCUCCGUGUUCAUCUGAUAUUUAAAGGGGAGCCCACUCAAGAUCCAGAAGAGGACUCCUGACUUUGCUUGUAUGCUAGAAUUAGAGUACUGGAUUUACUCUCUUUUUUUUUUUAAUGAAAGGAAAGAAGAAAAAUGAAGAAAGGAAGGGAAAAGAGGAAAAUUUAAAGAAAAAAAUAAAAGAUAGCAAGGAAGGUCCCCUCCCCCUCCCUGGGCUCCCUCUUUAGAAAACCUCCUUGACUUUCUUCAGGAACCUGAUGGGGAUCUGAAGGAGAUGUGGGUCUAUCUACCCCCUGCCUAAGGGGUCAAUAGGGGCCUGCAGUGGUCUCUAAAAUCCUACCUAGCCAUCCCAUACUCACUCGGGCCCACACCUUCCUUGCCUUUGCUGUUUGAUUUCUGUUCUUUUGGGCCCGCCUUCCUCUGAGCUGCAUUAGUGUUUGUGCUCAGAAAUCACCAUAAUCAUGAAAAUAAUAUACCGAUAUUAAAUCUCUGACAUACUACCUAAAGGGAACCUGCAAUAAUCUUGAAAAAGAAAAGAGAAAAAAAAUUCCUACAACAGGAGGAAAAAAAAAAGAAAAAAAACUAAAAAUGAAAAAAAAAAGAAAGAAACCUCCACGUAUUUUAUCACUACCUAUAGAAAGAAAUCCUGCUUUGAGAGUACUCGUAAUGCGGUUUUAUUGUGUUUGUUGCUGCUUAUUUCACUAAGAAAAAACCCAACAACUGAGACUGCCUAGCCCGCCGGUCUUGUGCGCUUUUAUUGUGCUUCUAACCCUAGUAGAAUAGAACUGAACUGCACUGAAUGUAUAGUUAACUAUGUCUUGAAUUCUCUGUUUAUGCAAUGUGCUCGAAA